CCGCACUUGUUAACUUCAGUCACACCUGGAAAAGGUUAAACCAGUUGUUCUUCUCACUCCAAACUUUGCACUUUCCACUGAAAUAGCCGUUAAGGACAUACAGCAUCUACAGAAAGCGUGGAUUUUUCAUACUGUACAUUUUCGUUACUAAGGAAAGAUGCUUUGUGGCCAAAACGUGUUUUUAUUGUUCUUUGGAUGCAUCACUUGCCUUCAUUUGGCUCCAGUUGUAAUUGCAGACGGUCGUGUGUUUGUUCUGGAGCUGAAGAACUCCUCUGGCCUGAUGGGACACAGAGACGCUGAGCGAGCCUGUGCUUUACAACAGACCCGACUCGCCUCAGCAGAAGAGCUCCAUCAAGCUGUGGCCGACUGCUUUUUCUCAACAUGUGCCCGUGGGUGGCUAUAUGGAGGCACAGUGGGGACCACAGUAUGUAAUGUUGAGACUGGUACUCUGAAAGCUGUGGAUGUAAAAGUUGAAAACGUCACAGAGGACUUCACAAACCUGGAUGCCUUUUGUAUCAAAGACAAAGGUAAACCGUGUGGUGAUCCGCCUUCCUUUCCUCACGCUCACCUCCAGGGCCAUACAGGGUUUGAGCUGGGAGAUGAGCUGCUAUACUCCUGCAUGCCUGGUUAUGUGAUGCCCAGUGGAAACGGUGCUUUCAGUCUGUUGUGUGACAGCUGUGGGGAGUGGUAUGGUCUGGUUCAGCUUUGUGUAAAAGAUGACACCGAGAGCCCCGUUGACUAUGAAGACCAGUUUACAGACUCUGACAAGCAGCCCAAGGGUCCAGAGGAAGCUCAAGGCCAGGUCUAUCAAGAGGUGCACGACGCAAUGUUUCAGAAUGAGAAGGAGCACAAGGAAAUAACCAUCAGUGUCGAUGAGGCCGAACACCAACAUGAACAAGCAGCACUAGAUGAACCUGGAGUGUCCAUUGAUUUGAGUAAGAAACUGCAUGAUGCUCCUUUAGGAGAGGAACAGGCUGAAGAAGGCGGUGUUGGAGAUUUUAUUGUGAAUCAAAGCUGGGGCCAGGAGAGGACAGAGGUGGUCCGGACUGAGGACAUACCAGCUACACACUCCCCUGUGUCCCUGCUCUCCCAAAAGCACAUGUUCUGGUUUCCAUCUGAAGCCUUCCACGACGGACAUCCAGUCUCCACAAACUCUGCCACUCAGAGCUCCACAGGGGUCCAAUCAAAUGAGAGCAAGGAGCAGGAGAGCAAAGAACUGGACCAGCAGCAAACUGUGGACUUUGAGGGUCAGGUAGUGACAUUUGACAAUCAUAAUGACAGCCGGAGUCAUGAGCAAGACACCUUAGACAGCCACCAGGAGAAAGACGAUCAUGUGACUGUCUACAUUCCCACUCAACACAAUGUGGACCUUUCAAGACAUGAUCGCUAUGACGACCCUGACCGCCACGAUGAUCACUAUGACAUGGGAGAGCACGAAGAAGACCGAAUCCGCGUCCGCUUCGACAGUCGGGAAUACGAUGGACUGGAGCAGAGUUAUGAUGAACAUGAAAGUUAUGAGGACCACAGAGAGGAACAAACAGAUGUGUCCCAGGAGCAGGUAGACCAUGACAACCAUGAUGAUAAAGAGGAACCAUAUGACCCAGAGGAUAACGACAGCUACGAGGACAAUAGUCAGGAACAUGUGACUCUUACAAUAGAUGGUGGAAAACAGAAUGUAUCCCUGAAGGCCACAGAAACAAAAGCAACCACCGAUGACACGUGGUUAGAUGGGUAUCCCAUUGUGCAAAAAGAGGAGGGACAAGAUACCUCCAUAACAGGGAAAGAGCAGGAAGUUACGGUUACAGAGAACCCAAAUGAAAUAGAUGUUUUUCUCAAUACAGGAUUUCCAAAUACAGAGCCAGGGUUAAAUCAACUGGGUAAAGAGGAUACGACUCCUCCUGCUCGCCCAGACCCUUCGGAUGCUCAUUCAUUUUCUGACACCAUUGACUAUGACACACAACAGGCCGCACCCACCGACUCCUGGCAUGGUGACCUCACAGAGCACCCUUACCUCGCUCAGGGCCCUGUGCCACCUUUGAAUGACUUCGGUGGACUCGGAGGUGUAGAAGAGCACACCAUCGAUAACCUCCCAGGGCAAACUGGUGAAAGGGGUGAGAUAGAGGGGGAGAAAGGGGAGGCGGUAUGUGCGGACGAGAACUGCCCACCUAGACCUCCAAGUUCAUCGCGCAGAGGUCCAACAGUGGCAGCCAUUAUUAUAGCAGUGUGUGUUGUAGCUGCAGCGGUGAUCAUGGGAGUGUGGUGUUACCGACGGCAACUGCAGAAAAGCUCAGUGUAUGAAAUGAACGGUAAAGGCCAAAGUCAGAAGAGACAAGGGCAACAGAUAGAGAUGCAGCAGAAAGUCUAAGCACAUGGAGGAGACAUGGACUCAUUUUGAAUGGUUAGGAAUAUUCAAAGACACUAUUGAUACUAGUCCUUAUUUAAAUAUUGUGGGUCCAAAUAAAUUAACUAAAACUGACUGAUAUCCGAUGGAAAAUACACAUUCAAACACUUUCAAAUGAAACCCCUUUCCCUCUGAAGUUAAAGAACAAACCAUCAUCAUUAUUAAUCUAAAUGAAAAUGAAUGUCUUCAAAUCCAAGGUUAACAUUUAUU
Periophthalmus magnuspinnatus is the source of this 2611-nucleotide messenger RNA. RefSeq names its product sushi domain containing 5 (gene susd5). Gene Ontology annotation, molecular function: hyaluronic acid binding. Gene Ontology annotation, biological process: cell adhesion; Notch signaling pathway. NCBI's taxonomy places the organism in Eukaryota, Metazoa, Chordata, Actinopteri, Gobiiformes, Gobiidae. Bases 158 to 2365 code for a protein of 735 amino acids. The record is from RefSeq and is a predicted model, not a curated record. The transcript has 5 exons.